Acipenser ruthenus (sterlet) is the source of this 3479-nucleotide messenger RNA. RefSeq names its product gastricsin-like. Gene Ontology annotation, biological process: proteolysis. Gene Ontology annotation, molecular function: aspartic-type endopeptidase activity. The transcript has 9 exons. NCBI's taxonomy places the organism in Eukaryota, Metazoa, Chordata, Actinopteri, Acipenseriformes, Acipenseridae. The record is from RefSeq and is a predicted model, not a curated record. The coding region runs from base 36 to 1187 and encodes 383 amino acids.
UACAUAUGAUGCAGUAGAAAGACAGGACUGGAAACAUGAUGAAGGUGCUUGUUCCUAUCCUGGCAUUCCUGGCUAUCACAGAUGGACUCAUUCGGGUUCCUCUCAUGAAGUUUAAGUCCCUCUAUGAGCAGCUCAUUGAGGAGGGACAGCUGAAGAACUUCCUUAUGAAUCAGCAGCUGAUCUCUGAUGGCUCCUACAACGAACCGCUCCUGAACUACAAGGAUAUGUCCUAUUUUGGACAAAUCAGCGUCGGAACCCCACCACAGAGCUUCGAUGUCCAUUUUGACACCGGCUCCACUCACUUAUGGAUCAACUCUGUCUACUGCAAGAGCGAGGCCUGCACCAUGCAUCACCUGUUCAACCCUGAGGCAUCCUCCACCUAUCACAGCAAUGGGGAACCCUUUUCGGUGCAUUACGGCACUGGGAGCCUCACUGGGGUAAUUGGGUAUGACACUGUCUCUAUCCAAGGCCUUAAGGUCACAAACCAAGAGAUCGGUCUGAGCAUCAAGGAACCUGGAAAACACUUUGCGAGACCACUGCAUGAGGGGAUCAUGGGAAUGGCUUUCAAGCAGCCAGGGGGAAUGACCCCUAUUGUGGACACAAUGAUACAGGAAAACCUGCUGGAGGAACCCAUCUUUGCUUUCUACCUGACCAAUUCUCCAGGACAUGGAAGUGAGGUAGUAUUUGGAGGAGUAGAUCCUACACACUACACUGGUGAAAUCCACUGGGUUCCAGUCACACCAGGAAGCCACUGGCAGCUUGUUAUUGAUAGUUUUGAGGUCGACCAUCAGGAGACUGGCUGGUGCAGUGAUGGAUGCUCAGCUAUUGUGGACACUGGUACUUCUCUCCUUACCUGCCCCCCACAAUUUGUCGACGAGCUAUACCAGAAAAUUGGAGCUCAGGCCAACGAAUAUGGAGAUUACAUUGUAGACUGUAACAACCUGCACAACUUGCCUACUCUGACCUUUAUAAUGAAUGGAGCACAUUUACAUGUGGAGCCCUCUUUCUAUACCUUGGUGUACCACCUUAGCAAUGGAGAGAAGUACUGCAGGUUGGGCAUUAAAGGUUCCCAUAAGAAAUAUCGGAAUGGACAACCCUUCUGGACUUUGGGAGAUAUCUUCAUUAGGCAGUUUUACACUGUCUUUGACCAAGGGAAUGCCCAAGUCGGAUUUGCUAAGGUGGUUUAAACCUCUCAGUCCAGCCCUGCCUCAUAACACUGCUCCAGCCGCCUGGAAAGAAGCAUGUCGUAGUUCCUAGAUAGCCUCUUUCAUACUGGCUUUAAUAAAGUAACAAACUACUAUUAUGAUUGAACAUAGAGAUUACAAUAUAGAAAUGAUUAGAAAAGUAAACUGAAGUCUGGGUUGUCUCUGUAUCAAACCAAAGCUAAGAUUUAAUUCAAGUCAAGUCAACUGUCCACAUCAUUUUAUCUUAAUGAAAGCCUGUUGUCUCUUGAGGCAAAUGUAGCCAUAUUCAGCAAUUUAUUAUUAUUGAAUUAAAUCAUCCACCUGCCACAAUGCUAUAAUAUUUCAUAGUUUUAAAUGGUAAACUAAAGUAAUAAUCUUUUUUUGCGUUUUUACUAAGCCUUUACGUCUCGAGGAUCUUGCUUUUUUUCUUAAAUGUCAUCAGUUAUAGUAUCUAAAUAUACUUAACAUAGUGUACCGAACUAUGAACGUGAAUGUGCAUUUUAAAAUAAAUACCAAAUGAUCAUUUAUGCUAUAUAUUUUUUUUAAUUUGAAAUGUAACUAAAGGUAACAACUGUUUACACAUGUAUAUAGAUUUUAUUAUUUUAAUUAGAUGUAUACUUAAUUAUAAUCUAUUCAAAUUCUGCAGAACAAUAUGCAUUUUAAAUGCAAACAACAUGGCAGACCAAGAGAAAAGUAAAUGUCCAACUAUCUAAUAUGUUACAAAUCACAAUCCAACUAAAAGCCAUAGGCUGUUUCACACAUACCUGUAGCUGAAGUGACUCAUUUUAAGUGGCUGUAGCAAAGAAAACAGUUCAACAAACCUUACCUAUCAAGAACCUAUAUAUUGAAGGAAAAUACAUUUUUGAAAACAUAUCUGAAAAUCAUGCUAGCCUAAUUUAUAAGGAGGUUGGUUACUCCUAAGUGUCUUCGGGUUGAAAGCGUGUUACUGGAUGCAAACUAUGUCAAUCAACAGAUGAUGUAGCUAGUUAGUUAUGGAUAGAAAAAAAAAGCUUUCAAAGGGUGGGCACAAUUUCCAAGGAAGUGGCUGCAAUCAUUGUUUUUUAACCCUAAUAAAACUUUAAUACUGUAAUUUUUGCUUUUUUUUCCUAUUACUGUGAUUUAUCUAUCUCUCUCUCUAUCUAUAUCUAUCUAUCUAUCAUGCUUUAAAAAAAUCUAAUUUUACUUUCAAGACUACCCACAAAACUUAGCUCAAUGGAAUAAUGUAAUGGAACCAUCAGUAAAACACACUUCUCUGUUUAGAAGUAACCCCUCUUUCUUAUUACAAGCCCAUACAUCUUCAUGUUAUGUUAUGCAAGACAGUAUCCAAUUAUAAGAUGCUCUUCUGCUGUCAGAUGUUACACUGUGUCAGUUCAGUUGGAACGGAUACUCCCAUUCCCUAGAGGAAAACAGAUCCUUGACCAGAGCAAAGGUGAAGCUGGUGGAAGUUCAAUAGCUGGGCAGGAGAUUAAUACAAUCAGAACUUUGACCUUUGAAUUUGUGUGAAAGACAACUGGUAAAGUUUGAUGCUUUAAGUUUUAGCAGUACUAGUUUGGGUCCUGGCAAUAGCCAGUGACUUCUGAAAUUUAAAAAGUCAGAGCUGUUCCCUUGGACACCCGGUAUGCACUUGCAUGAAUCGAGUAUGCCCAAUCCAGCUGCUGUAAAAAAAAAAAAAAAAGUAUGCAUCCUGUUUAUUUGCUUUUUUUGCUAAGAAAGACGGUUGCUGGCCAAUUAAACUAAACGUUGCUUGGAGGGUCCUGUUUGCUCUAUAAAAUGUGUUAUUCAUGCAGUAAAAAGUGAAAAAAAAAUUGGCACAAGAACAACAAAAAUGAACAAAUACAGAAAGAAACUAUUGAAUACAGUUGAUCCAACACUUAAUAGGAAGGUUGUGCAAUUUGAAAAACCAGUGGGGAAAUAAGCACCACCAACCCUAAACUUUUAAAGUCAAUUUCAAUAGGGACUGGUAUCACAUUUUCAUUUUUAACAGCUCUCUUUAGAAAUUAUACUUAUUCUUCGACUUGGGAGGCUGUGUGGUCAAGUGGUUAGAGAAACGGGCUUGUAACCAGAAGGACCCUGAACGUGCUUGUAACCAGGAGGUCCCUGGUUCAAAUCCCACCUCAGCCACUGACUCAUUGCGUGACCCUGAGCAAGUCACUUAACCUCCUUGUGCUCCGUCUUUCAGGUGAGAUGUAAUUGUAAGUGACUCUGCAGCUGAUGCAUAGUUCACACACCCUAGUCUCUGUAAGUUGCCUUGGAUAAAGGUGUCUGCUAAAUAAAUAAACUUCAAAAGAACUGUUA